Messenger RNA from Phaethon lepturus (White-tailed tropicbird), 469 nucleotides. RefSeq names its product protein ZNF783-like. Gene Ontology annotation, biological process: regulation of DNA-templated transcription. The record is from RefSeq and is a predicted model, not a curated record. NCBI's taxonomy places the organism in Eukaryota, Metazoa, Chordata, Aves, Phaethontiformes, Phaethontidae. The transcript is spliced from 3 exons. The annotation marks the transcript as partial.
GACUACGGGCACCUCCAGCAGCGCCUGGACAACGUGGAGAAUCUCCUGAAGAACAGAAAUUUCUGGAUCCUGCGGUGGUUCCCGGGGCGAGGUCCCCAAGGUAACGGCAUCUGGCCUGGCCUCGGGAAGCACCAGUGCCACCGCCGUGGCUGUGUACCGGUCACGUUCGAUGACAUUUCAGUGUACUUCAACGAGCAGGAGUGGGAGCGACUGGACCGCUGGCAGAAGGAUCUGUACAGGGCUGUGAUGAGGGGGAACUACGAGACGCUGAUCUCCCUGGACUAUGCUGUGUCCAAGCCUGACAUCCUCUCCCGGAUCGAGAGGGAUGAAGAGCUCUGUGUCCGAGACAGUCAGGAGCCCCUGCAGACACGUGUCCAAGACGGUCAGGAGGCUCCGCAGACUCCAGAAGAGAUGGACCAGAAGGAAGAGGCUCUGGGCAAAGAGAAAGUCCCUGUGGAAGCUGACACAG